Messenger RNA from Pyrgilauda ruficollis (rufous-necked snowfinch), 711 nucleotides. It is a transcript of the gene CUNH2orf76, whose product is annotated as chromosome unknown C2orf76 homolog. The record is from RefSeq and is a predicted model, not a curated record. Bases 222 to 602 code for a protein of 126 amino acids. Lineage: Eukaryota; Metazoa; Chordata; Aves; Passeriformes; Passeridae. The transcript is spliced from 7 exons.
CUUCAGCUGCUUCACCUCCUCGGCAGCCUUCUGGAACGCGGCCUGGGGGGAAGGCGGCAGGGGUGUUUCUCCAUGCCGCUUAGGAGCGAGUGAGCUGAGUGCUGUGCCCUGUGCUGCGCCUCCAAGUCACCAGCCCAUGUGGAACAGCACCAAGAAAACAUCCAUCUCUGCUGUUUAGUAUAAAUCGAGUUUUAUUUUCAGGUCGGUCAGGAUUCGUUCCCAUGUCAGCAGAGAGCUCCACGGUCACGGUUCGCCUGGUGCGCUCCUUCGAGCACCGCAAUUUCCGGCCCGUGGUGUACCACGGCGUGCCCUUGGAGCAGACCGUGCGCGACUUCAUGGCCUUUGUGCGCCGGGAUGUGUCUUCAAGAUCAGGACUUCCUCCUCCUUUUAAAAAUUACAAGUAUGAUACAAUGAAGAUUAUUCACCAAGCACACAAAUCUAAGACUGGUGAGCUUGUAGUGAGUUUGGAAGAUGAUGACAAACUGAUUUUGAAGGAAGACAGCACGCUGAAAGCAGCUGGAGUAGAAAAUGAGACGGAAUUAGCAUUCUUCUGUGGGGAAGAUUACAGAAACUACAGAACUAAUCCUGUUUCGGCCUGGUGAAGAUCCCAAGAGAUUGUUUUGUUUUCCCAUACCUGUUGUAAAUUUUCCUUAUUCUGCUUAAUGAGAUUUUUCUUAAAGAUCAAUAAAUCCUAGAGGAUUUCUUUGCAAA